AUGGCGACGCCGUCUGCAGAGCCGGCCGCGGCGCAAACGCACCAGUUCCCCCUCCCAAAGAUUCUCGAAUACCCCGCCUCGACCCCGCCAACCCUCGUCACCCAAGGCGCCGAGGGUCGCCUCUACCGAAGCACCUACUUGCUGCCCGAUCUCCCCUGCGCCGUCAAAUACCGCCCGCCCAAGCCCUGGCGACACCCUACUCUCGACCAGCGACUAACGAAACACCGCAUCCUUUCCGAGGCGCGAAUCUUGGCCAAGUGCCGUCGCGAUGGCGUGAGGGUGCCUGCCAUCUAUGCCGUCGACGAGAGCGCCGGCUGGAUGAUGCUGGAAUGGAUACAUGGUGGGCCGGUCCGGGCGAGGAUCAACGAGCGGUUGGGUACGCGCACAGAGGGCAUCGCCGAGGAUGCUGAAUUGAAGGACUUGAUGAGGCGGAUGGGGACAGCCGUGGGCAAGCUGCACCAGAUUGGUAUCGUCCACGGCGACCUGACCACGAGCAACCUGAUGCUGAAUCCUCCGCCGGUGAGCGGCGACUCAGACAGCCAUAAUAUACUGGAUGGGGAAGUUGUCAUAAUUGACCUGGGACUGGCAAGUGGCAGUUCUUCUGAGGAAGACCGGGCGGUUGAUCUCUACGUGCUUGAAAGAGCAUUUGGUAGUACGCAUCCACGAGCAGAGUGCGUCUUCUCCGAGUUGCUAGAUGCCUACCGAGGGACAUUCAAGCAAGCACCGGGCGUUUUAAAGAAGCUAGAAGAUGUCCGGAUGAGAGGCCGGAAAAGAAGCAUGCUGGGUUAA
Molecule: messenger RNA, 789 nt
Organism: Ilyonectria robusta
Lineage: Eukaryota; Fungi; Ascomycota; Sordariomycetes; Hypocreales; Nectriaceae
Product: kinase-like domain-containing protein
Exons: 1
Coding region: 1-789 (262 amino acids)
Biological process (GO): protein phosphorylation
Cellular component (GO): EKC/KEOPS complex; nucleus; cytosol
Molecular function (GO): ATP binding; protein serine/threonine kinase activity
Source: RefSeq, a predicted model, not a curated record